This is a messenger RNA of Eruca vesicaria subsp. sativa (arugula), 1169 nucleotides long. The record is from the annotation of a GenBank genome assembly. NCBI's taxonomy places the organism in Eukaryota, Viridiplantae, Streptophyta, Magnoliopsida, Brassicales, Brassicaceae.
CAUCGUCUUCAAUAGAAACUCACAAACAUCUGUGAAAAGGAACAUUCUCCAAGUCUGAGAAGAUACUCAAAUGGCGCCUAAGCUUCUCUCCUCCACUAACUUCAAAUCUCUAUUCGACUCUGUCGACACUUUCCUCUUUGACUGCGAUGGUGUUAUAUGGAAGGGAGAUACACUCAUCGAUGGCGUCUCUCAAACUCUCGACUUACUCCGAUCCAAGGGUAAAAACAUUGUCUUUGUGACAAACAACUCAAUGAAAUCAAGAAGACAAUACGCUGAAAAGUUCCAAUCUUUGGGUCUAACUUCUGUUACUCAGGAUGAGAUAUUCUCUUCUUCGUUUGCGGCAGCUAUGUACCUUAAAACCAACAACUUUCCCAAGGACAAGAAGGUUUAUGUGAUUGGUGGAGAAGGUAUUCUUGAGGAGCUUCAGCUUGCUGGUUUUACCGGUCUUGGUGGUCCUGAAGACGGUGAAAAGAAAGCACAAUGGAAAUCAAACUGUCUCUUUGAACAUGAUAAAACCGUGGGAGCUGUUGUGGUUGGACUAGACCCCAACAUAAACUACUAUAAGCUUCAGUAUGGAACCCUCUGUGUACGAGAGAAUCCAGGAUGUCUUUUCAUUGCAACCAACCGUGACGCUGUAGGACAUAUGACAGAUCUUCAAGAGUGGCCUGUUUUUGUACUCUGUAUAUUUCUAGGUGCUGGUUGUAUGGUUGCUGCCAUGUGUGGUUCAACUGAAAGAGAGCCAAUAGUGGUUGGAAAACCAGCUACUUUCAUGAUGGACUAUCUGAUACAGAAGUUUGGGACAGAAACGUCUAGAAUGUGCAUGGUGGGUGAUAGGCUCGACACUGAUGUAUUGUUUGGACAGAAUGCUGGUUGCAAAACUCUACUCGUCCUAUCAGGGUGUACAAGUGAGUCUAAUCUAUUAGACGAGAGCAACAAGAUUGAGCCAGACUAUUACACAAGCAUGGUCUCUGAUAUCACUAAAAUGAUGUAGUCCCCUUAGUAAGUAAAGGGCAUACUCUUCUUUCUCUACACUGAAACAUUUUUUGUGUAUGGCAAAGAUGAAAGUUCUGAUUGUUUUUACUCACUGUUGUUAAUAAUCAAUCUGAUGAUCCAUACAUCAACAGAAAACAUGGGAUGAUAGCUUUAAUAAAAGUUGAGUUCAAUUCAUU